UUCAUACAAUCUCUCACAGUACCGUAUAAUUAUUUAUAAAUAUCCUUUACCAACAAUCUCUCUCUCUAGAAAAUUCUACUCAGAUCCAACAAUCUCUGCAGACGAAUCUUUAUUAAUGAUGGGGGAUCGGAGCCGGAAGUUUGGAAUAACUCAGUGCUUGUUGCUGCUAUCGAUCGGGUGCUUCAUCUCACAGCUAUGCGCUUCCGAUGAUGUGAUAUUCCACGAGUCGUUUGAUGAGAAAUUCGAUGGGAGAUGGAUUGUUUCUGAGAAGCAGGAAUAUUCAGGUGUUUGGAAGCAUGAGAAGAGCGAGGGGCAUGACGAUUAUGGGCUACUUGUGAGUGAGCAAGCCAGGAAGUAUGCCAUUGUGAAGGAACUUGACCAACCUGUGGACCUCAAGGACGGCACCAUUGUCCUCCAAUAUGAAGUCCGUCUACAGAAUGGCCUUGAGUGUGGUGGCGCGUAUAUCAAGUACCUCCGUCCCCAGGAAGCCGGUUGGAUCCCCAAGGAAUUUGACAACGAGUCUCCCUACACGAUCAUGUUCGGUCCCGACAAAUGUGGAGCCACGAAUAAGGUCCACUUCAUUCUAAACCACAAAAACCCCAAGAGCGGGAAAUUCGUAGAGCACCAUCUCAAGUUCCCGCCUUCGGUGCCCUCGGACAAGUUGACCCACGUCUACACAGCCAUUCUGAAGCCAGAUAACGAGCUGAGCAUCUUGAUUGAUGGAGAGGAGAAGAAGAAGGCAAAUUUCCUCUCGAGUGAAGACUUUGAGCCCCCGCUCAUCCCAUCUAAGACCAUUCCUGAUCCGGAUGACAAGAAGCCCGAGGACUGGGAUGAGCGGGCCAAGAUUUCUGAUCCGGAUGCCACCAAGCCCGAGGACUGGGAUGAGGAUGCCCCAAUGGAGAUUGAGGAUGAAGAAGCUGAGAAGCCUGAGGGAUGGCUCGAUGAUGAGCCCGAGGAGGUGGAAGAUCCUGAGGCGGCCAAGCCUGAGGAUUGGGAUGACGAGGAGGAUGGUGAGUGGGAGGCCCCAAAAAUCGAUAACCCAAAGUGUGAGGAGGCUCCAGGGUGUGGGGAGUGGAAGAGGCCAAUGAAGAGGAACCCUGCUUACAAGGGAAAAUGGCAUGCUCCUCUUAUCGAUAACCCCAAGUACAAGGGUAUCUGGAAACCAAGGGACAUUGACAACCCCGAGUUCUUCGAGCUUGAGAAGCCGGACUUUGAGCCAAUUGCAGCCAUUGGCAUUGAGAUUUGGACGAUGCAGGAUGGUAUAUUGUUUGAUAACAUCUUGAUUGCAUCUAGUGAGAAGGCGGCUGAGUCGUUGCGGGUGGCUGCCUGGAAACCGAAGUUUGAGGUGGAAAAGGAGAAGCAGAAGGAAGAGGAUGCUGUGGAUUCUGAUGGGCUUAAGGGCGUUCAGAAAUUGGUGUUUGACUACCUUUACAAGGUUGCCGACCUCCCUUUCUUGGGCGAGCACAAAAUCAAAGUCUUGGACUUACUUGAGAAGGCUGAGAAGCAACCUAACCUCACCAUUGGUGUCAUUGUCUCGAUUGUUGUGAUUUUCUUCUCAAUUCUCCUGAAGCUCAUCUUUGGUGGAAAGAAGCCUGCGGCUAAGGUAAGUGCAGAGACAAAGAAAACAGAUGUUGCUGAGAGUUCAAACAACCAGGGAAGCUCAGAGGAGAAGGACGAGCAAAACGAGACUGCACCCAGGAGGAGGUCUGCAGCUUACAAUGUUCUGGUUAUGGAUUCUAAAGCAGAAGUUAGACCAGAUUCUCCCAGCAACCCCAGUUCGCCGUCUACCCUCCUUGCGUUGUCUCCUCUUUUGCGGCAGUCUGACUCCUCCGUGAAGAUGUCCUCCCAAGAUGUGGCUCUGCCUAUUUUGGUUGGUUCUAGACUACCUCGGCUUCUUGCCUUUGAGGCUUCAACUGUGGCGAUUGAACAAUCAUUUAGUGAGGGAGGAUGGAGGUUGACGUCACAAAACUUGGAGGCUCAAAUACUGCGCAGUGAUUGGAAAAAAGGGAAAGAACCGCCGUUUCGGCCCGAACCAGACACAGACCAACGGGCCGAUUCUAAACUGGAAACCGCCAGUUCAUACGUGCAUAUAGCUGGGACGAUUCCUGUUCAAAUAAACUGCGAACCGAAACCGCCCGUCUCCAUGUCUACCUCUAGUGAAGUUAGCGUCUCCCUUGUGGUGUGUAUUAUUUCUUUGUUUGCUUAUUAUGCAAUGGUAUUCUAG
This is a messenger RNA of Striga asiatica, 2224 nucleotides long. The record is from the annotation of a GenBank genome assembly. Lineage: Eukaryota; Viridiplantae; Streptophyta; Magnoliopsida; Lamiales; Orobanchaceae.